Messenger RNA from Amphibalanus amphitrite, 3722 nucleotides. RefSeq lists its product as uncharacterized. The record is from RefSeq and is a predicted model, not a curated record. Lineage: Eukaryota; Metazoa; Arthropoda; Thecostraca; Balanomorpha; Balanidae. The transcript has 2 exons. Gene Ontology annotation, molecular function: nucleic acid binding. Gene Ontology annotation, biological process: DNA integration. Bases 76 to 3462 code for a protein of 1128 amino acids.
UAACGUAACCAAUGCAGAGCUAUUAUUUUAAGGUUUGAGGACUUUUAACGAGUUUCAUAUUUUCGUAACGUAAAAAUGAGCGGAGAUACGAGUACGUCGGAGGCCAGCCUGAAGACGAGGAGUGAGGCUGGAACCAGCACCUCAACAGCCAGUGCCAAGCGCAGGAAGGCUCAGGUGUCCCAGUUGAAGGCGCUGCAGGCCAGACGAGCGGCUGAUGAAGCUGAACGAGCGCUGGAGUCACGAAGACGGGCGGCCACCGCUGCCGCCGCCGCUGCUGAGGCUGAGGCCCAACUCGUGAUACAGGAGGCCCGGGCAGAGGCUCAGAGGGCUGCUGACGCCGCCGAAAUCGAUGCUUUAGAAUUGCGGCUCAUGGAAGACGACGAUUUGAAGUCCCAGUCCCCGAACGAUUUGGUAUUUGAAGAUAGAGACAGAGAGGGAAAUGGAGCGCCGGCAGACCCUAGGCCGCCCUCCGGUGUCAUAUCAAGACACGGUCAGAUGCAGCAGUUAACCGAUGUGAAUCAGAUACGAUCUCAGUCCGCUGCAGGGCCCCAGCGAGCUCACCUGCCUGAACAAAAUGCAAAUGCUGACGCCCGGGAGCGCACGGAGCGCUGGCUGAGUGAGCUGCCGUGCGGUGACGGCCAGCGCCGGACCUCAUCACUGCCCAAGAUAACGCUGGACGAGUUUGAUGGCUCUCCACUCGAAUGGCCACGGUGGAGCGGACUUUUCCAGGCUCUGGUGCAUGAUAACGGCGCUCUCUCAGACACCGAACGUUUGACCUACCUGCAGUCUUGUCUGACAGGCGAAGCGAGAGAAGCAGUGCGUGGGCUCUUAUGUGACGGCAACAUGUAUGAAGAGGCACUGAAAGAGCUGGAUAUGCAAUUUGGGGACCCUCGCGCGGUUGUAACAGCUACCCUUGAUGGUGUCCUCAAGCAUCACUCCAUAAAGGAAAAUGAUGUCGAGAGCCUGAUGCGGUUCUCUCGCGCCCUCCACGCCGCCGUCAGUGUUCUGUCCGCCAGAGGUUUCGAAGCUGACCUCGCUGCAGUAACAAACCUGGACCAGGUCCUAGAAAAGCUGCCAAGGUCACUGGCUUGGCAGUGGGGCCAGGUGGAGCUGAAGAUGGCACCACGUCGUCCCACGCUGGGAGACGUUGACCAGUGGCUGAGACCGCUGGUGCUGGCUGGUCGCCGCGCGCUCAGUGUCUCUAGACAGCGGGAGGUGAUGAUGCCCAGAACGCAGCGGGUGGCUCCGGCAGAGCCAGCCGGUCGACGGAGAGGCAGCAGCCAGCGCACCACUCUGGCUACAGCGACGGCAACAGAGCCCGCUCCAUGUCCGGCCUGCGAUGGAGAGGCGCACAAUCUGGAUUGCUGUCCAGUUUUCAAAGCCAUGGCGCCAGUCGACCGCCUGCAGCUCGCGCGUGACAACAGACGCUGUUAUCGCUGUCUCGGCGAGUCACACUGGGCCAGCCGGUGUCGAAAGAAGUUGAUCUGUGGAGAGAACGGCUGUCGUGGGAAGCAUCACCCACUGCUGCAUGUGCCCGAUCACUCGAGUCGGCGCUCAGAGGAGCAGGAUGCUCCAGCACUAGCUGCUGACCAGCCGAGAAGUGUGAUGGCGACAGCCUUGGAUGCAACGAGCGGGCCACGUAAAGCACUGCUGCAAGUGGUUCCCGUGAGAGUACUCGGCCCAGCUGGGAAGUUCGUCGACACGCACGCGCUGCUCGACUCGGGAGCGGACACAUCAUUAUGCAUUGAGAGCGUGCUUCGGGAUCUGUCGGUGACUGGGUCGACGGAGAAGCUCACGCUCGGUAACGUUGAGGGUACCGGCAUGACCCGGCCUACAAUGAAGGUGUCACUGCAGGUGGCUCCGCUGUCGGCAGACGGGCAAUGUGAGCCUGUAAAGGUGCCCGAAGUCUUCUCCGUUCCCCAGCUCAAUAUCCGGCCGCAGAGAGUCGAUUGGUCAAGAAGGGCUCAGUGGAAACACCUGGAAGGCAUCUCGAUUCCAGACACCAACGGACGGAAGAUCGAAUUACUCUUAGGUGCUAAUGUGCUGGAGGCGAUUCUCCAGCGGGAGGCCCGAGUAGGUGGGCCAGGCCAGCCGGCAGCCAUCCGGACGUAUUUUGGGUGGUGUCUGACGGGCAGCGUGGCACAGCUUCUACCGGUCGGCUCCCGAGAAGUGCUGCAUGUGGCCCACCGCUGUGAAGGCGAAGAGAAGCUGCAAGCUCUAGUGAGAGACUUCUGGUCUACCGAGGCCUUUGGAACAAGGUACAAUAUGAAGCAGCCUCGCUCUCAUGAAGAUCGACUGGCGGAAGAGAUGAUGGAGUCCACCACCAAGUGGAGAGGUGACAGGUAUGAAACCGGCCUUCUGUGGAAACCUGAUUGCGUCCCCCUGCCCAAUGACCGUAGCAUGGCCCUGCGCCGCCUCGAAUCUACGGAGAAGGCGCUCCGACGAGCACCAGAAAAGGCUGCAGCUUACCGCGACACUAUGAGAGAGUAUCUGGAUAAAGGCUACGCCCGUCUGCUGACCGAAGAGGAACUACAGAAGCAUCAUCAGAGGUGCUGGUAUUUGCCGCACCACGCGGUAACCAGCGCGAGCAAACCUGGUCCUAUGCUCGUCAAGACGGGAGGACGGCAUGAGAAGAGGUACGGACUGUUGGUGACGUGCCUCGCCACCCGGGCAGUGCACCUCGAGCUGUGCCACUCGCUCAGCACCGACAGCUUCCUCAUGGCGUUCCGCAGAUUCGUCUCAAGGCGAGGCAGACCGAAAGAGGUGUUCUCUGAUAACGGGACGAAUCUGCGAGCAGGAGAGAGGGAGAUGCGUCGGCAGAUCCAAGCAUGGAACGUCCACGCCAUCAGUGACCGCCUCGCACAAGAUGGCAUUAAGUGGCAUUUUAACCCGCCAGGUGCGUGUCACAUGGGAGGCGCCUGGGAGCGGCUAAUAUCCUCCGUUAAGCGUGCUCUAAGAGCAGUGCUGAGCCAGCUGACUGUCACGGACGAAGCGCUACAGACCGUGCUGACCGAAGUUGAGGCGGUGGUCAACGGUCGACCUCUGACCCAUGUGUCCACAGAAGUGGAUGAUUUGGAGGCGAUUACGCCGAACCAUCUUCUGCUCGGCCGACGGGUAACUUGUCUGCCACCUGGCGUCUUCGACAACGGCGAGUCUGCGAGCAGGAGGAUCUGGCGACAAACACAAGCUCUGACAGACCAGUUCUGGACCAGAUGGCUGAAGGAAUAUGUCCCCAGCCUGACCUGUCGCCGCAAGUGGACAAGAGACAUGCGGAACUUGGCGCCCGGCGACCUGGUUUUGAUCGCAGAAGAUAACGUGCCGCGGGGUCAGUGGCCCCUCGGCAGAGUGAUCGAAGUGAUGCCCGGCCCUGACGGCCGGGUGAGGUCAGCUCGUCUGCGCGCUCGUGGUGGUACAGUGCACCGACCGGCCACCAAGAUAUGCCUUCUCGAGGAGGCGAGAUAACUGCUGACGGUGUCCAGUGAUACCGGCGUCUCACGCGCGCGUGCGCGUGGAGGGGGGAGGAUGUUCUGUCCGAACAAAGUCCAUAUUAGAACGAUGGCGCGAGACAAAAGGCGCAUGAAAAAUGAAAUGUGUUACACUGAUGAAGAAUGUGAAGAAAUGAUAACUGGGGAAAAAAGGAAUUUGAAAUUUGGCUCAAAACUUGGUUCAUUGUGGUAUUGUUAUUGCUUUGGCUCGACGAAUGAAUGAAAUGUUUGCUUGCG